AUGGCAACCACCACAAACGCCAACCCACCCCCAGAAUCCCUACUCAACAGAUACAAAUACCACCUCCUCAUCGGCAGCUACCUCGCCUUGACAUCCCUCUUCUUCUACCGUGUCCACCGCCGGCCAUUCUCGACAGCCAUCAAGUCGGAGCAGUACGAGACCAUCUUCAAGGGCACUACACUGGCUGCUGUGGUCGGAGGGGUCGCUAUGAGCAGUUCUGGGCGGGCGAAGUAUCGACAGUAUAGGGGGCGACCUGAUGAUCGAGGGGUUUGA
This is a messenger RNA of Anthostomella pinea, 273 nucleotides long. The record is from the annotation of a GenBank genome assembly. NCBI's taxonomy places the organism in Eukaryota, Fungi, Ascomycota, Sordariomycetes, Xylariales, Xylariaceae.